This is a messenger RNA of Otolemur garnettii (small-eared galago), 2363 nucleotides long. RefSeq names its product marker of proliferation Ki-67 (gene MKI67). The annotation marks the transcript as partial. Gene Ontology annotation, cellular component: nucleus; chromosome. Gene Ontology annotation, biological process: regulation of mitotic nuclear division; regulation of chromosome segregation. Gene Ontology annotation, molecular function: protein binding. NCBI's taxonomy places the organism in Eukaryota, Metazoa, Chordata, Mammalia, Primates, Galagidae. The record is from RefSeq and is a predicted model, not a curated record. The transcript has 12 exons.
UGCGGAUUUUGGGUGAGACGUGACGAGCGGUGGUUCGACGGGCGGCCGUGUGGGCCGAUUCGCCCCAGUGGAAGAGGCGCUGCAGACUCGGCUCUACCAGCCUGGCCUUCCUCCGCGGAGACACUCUACGCGUUGUUUAGAACAUGCGGCCUGCCAGGCGCCUAGUUACCAUCAAGAGGAGCGGGGUGGACGGUCCCCACUUUCCCUUGAGCCUCAGCACCUGCUUGUUUGGAAGGGGUAUCGAAUGUGACAUCCGUAUCCAGCUUCCUGUAGUGUCCAAACAACAUUGCAAAAUUGAAAUCAGUGAGCAGGAGGCAAUUUUAUAUAAUUUUAGCUCCACAAAUCCAACACAAGUAAAUGGGUCAGCUAUUAAUAAGCCUGUACAACUAAAACAUGGAGAUGUAAUAACCGUUAUUGAUCGAUCUUUCAGGUAUGAAAAUGACAGUUGUCAGAAUGGAAACAAAUCAACGGAAUUUCCAGGAAAAAUACAAAAACAGGAACCAUCACAUCGAGUCUCAAGAUCUAGCUUAUCUUCUGAUGCUGAUAAAAGUGAGGGGGGGCCAUUGAAACGAAGGCGUGUAUCCUUUGGUGGUCACCUACGACCAGAAUUGUUUGAUGAAAAUUUGCCUCCAAAUACCCCUCUCAAAAGAGGAGAAACACCAACAAAACGAAAGUCUCUGGUCACUCACACCCCAACAACCGUCCUGAAGAAAAUUAUCAAGGAACAGCCUCAACCAUCAAGCAAAGAAGAGUCUGCUUCUGAAAUCCAUUUGGAAAUGACAGCACAAAACGUGUAUGUGAGCUCUCCAGCUCCUGGGCCUGGUACUGGUCCUGGCCCUAGGACAACUCCGGUUACAAAUGAUCAAAGCUGUAGAUCAUGCAAGGCAUCCUUUGUUUCCAGUGGCAGCAAAUCUCAGACAGAUAUUCCUAAAAGAGGAGGGAGGAAGAGUGGCAACCUGCCUUCAAAGAGAACUUCUAUCAGUCGGAAUCAACAUGACAUUUUACAGAUGAUUUGUUCCAAAAGAAGAAGUGGAGCUUCUGAAGCCAAUUUAAUUGUUGCAAAAUCAUGGGCAGAUGUUGUAAAACUUGGCGCAAAACAAACACAAACAAAAGUUGUGAAACGUGCAUCUCAAAAGCCAGUAAACAAAAGACAGAGAAGACCCAACACUCCGAAGAAGCCUAUGGACAAUGUUCACCAACAGUUUAGCACAGGCCAUGCAAACUCUCCUUGUACCAUAAUAAUAGGAAAAGCUCACAUUGAAAAAGUAAACGUGCCUGCUCAGCCCUACAGAAUGCUGAACAACUUUGUUUCCAACCACAAAUUGGACAUUAAGGAAGAUCUUUCAGGACUAAGUGAAAUGUUCAAGACACCAGUGAAGGAGAAACCACAACCGAUAAGCUCAUGUCCUGUUGCUCUUUCAAGUUCAGAGAAUUUGCUUGGAAAAAAGUUACAAGUAACUAAGUCAGGAGAAGAACCUCUGCUAACUACUUCAGAGAAUUUUGGAGAAAAUUUGCUCUUGAGCACGCAGAAUGCACUAAAAGAGCUAUCUGAUAAAUAUUCUGCAAGCCCUACCUUAAGGCAGCAGUGUAUAAAAGAAAAUGACAAUGUUCUGAAAACUCCUAACACCUCUAGAGUGACUCCUGUUAAGAUGAAAACUUCAGAUAUGGAGCCAGAGGCUUCACAGACAGUGUCCAGUGCAACCAGGUUAAGGAGAUCUAUGGAGCUCAGAAAUAUAGUGAAGGUACCUAUAGAAAGUAAGAGUGAAGACACAGAAAGGGACAUUGAUAACAUCAUGGGAAGAGGUCUACAGAGGCCACCACUACGAGAAAAGGAAGUAGGAGAGAUGGAAGAAAUUGAAAGACCUGAAAAAAAUAUGGAAAUUAUCAAAUCAAAAGAAAAUUCUGAAAUGAUGGCAGCUGGAAGGGGAACUAGAAGUUCGGGGCAGACAUGUAAGCCAGCAUCUUUCCCAGCAGGCCUCGAGAGAUGCCCAGAGGGAGCCGCCACAAAAGAUGGGGUAGAUAGCCAAGCUCUCCUCCAAACACCACAUCACACCAAGGAACCAAUGAAUGAGAAGGCUCUAACUACUAAUGUGCACCACAGAUCUUUACAGCCAGAACCAAUCAACACUCCCACAAGCAUGAAGGGACGGCCCAAGACAUCUCUGGGAAAAGUGGACCUGAAAGAAGAGGUCCCAGCACUCAGCAGGCUCUCACAAACACCAGAGGAAGAUGUGCACACAGACAAAGAUAAAGGCACCAAAGUGCUUCAAGAGACUCCACGACAGAAAGUACACCCAGAGGACUGUGUAACUGGAAGAAAGGGGAGGCCCAGAGCACCCAGGGAAGAGGUCCAAUCUGUGGAA